AUUUGUUACUGCUUACGGGUGCAAAACUCUGAGAGAGAAGUGAAGGGGGGCAGCAGGAAGAGGGUGAGCUGGAAAGUGAAUUAAUAAGAAAAAGGGGAAGAGGAGAUGUUGGGGUAGUUUAUUUGAGAAGAGAUUUGAUCGGAUCACAAUGCUGAGAUUAAGUCUCCUGCUUCUCCUGUUCUCCCACUCGACUUAUUCGAUGCUGCUGGGAUGGGUGGAGUCUCCAGGGUAUCCCAGUGGAUACUUGCCUCAUGCCAGUCUAAACUGGAGCAGGUGUGCCCCCAAAGGUCACACCCUCUCCAUCAGGCUCAUCCACCUGGACCUGGAGGACAGCCAGGACUGUGAAAAUGAUGCAGUGAAGGUCCUUUCAAACGGAAACGUGAUUUCUGUUCUGUGCGGACAAAAGGAAUUUGAGGAGCUUCAGUCCACUGUAAAUCCCUCGCUGCUUUCCGCUCCGGGUGGCUGCCUCACCCUUCUGUUCCACUCUGACUUCUCAAACACCAAGAGGCACACUGGCUUCAGAGGCUUCUACACCGUCCAAGACUUUGACGAGUGUGAGGAUGACCCAAACAACGAAUGCACCCACUUCUGUCACAACUUCAUCGGAGGCUUCCACUGCUCCUGUCGCCACGGUUACCACCUGGCCGAGGACAAUCACACUUGCACUGUGAGUUGCAGUAAGGACCUGUCAGGACUGAACCAAGGUGACAUAUCCACUCCCUCCUGGUCUGGUUCGUAUGCAGAGAACGCAAACUGUCAGUACACCCUGUCUGUGGAGAACUACCUCCAGCUAGAGCUGCACUUCAAUGACGUAUUUGAUGUGGAACAAAGCUCUGAUGGCCAGUGUGUAGAUGCGCUGACGAUUGAGACCCCGUCUGGGACUCUGGGACCAUUCUGUGGCAACAGACCUCCUCCAUCCCCUCUCCUCACUCACUCAAAUAAAAUAAAAAUCCGCUUCACAUCUGACGGCUUUGGCACAAACACAGGCUUCACUCUCCACUUCACGACCAGAGACCAGGUCUGUCCAGCAGUGGUGACCUCAAACUCUAGAGUGACUCCUCAAAAACCAGAAUAUGACCGGGGUCAAACGGUGACAGUAACUUGUGACGCUGGCUAUGUUCUGAAUACUCAAGGCACUCAGGACCUGUCAUCAGAGUAUGAGGCUACAUGCCAGAGCACAGGCAGAUGGACUCCCACUUACACCUGUGACAUUGUGGAUUGCGGUAUUCCUGUCUUCCCUAAUGAUGGCAUCCUACAGUGGGUGGGAUCAAACACUCAGUAUAUGGACAAAAUUCAGUUUAACUGCAAUUCAAAGUACUACGCUCUGGAGGGAGAUGACACGUACACUUGCAGUGCCAGUGGAGAAUGGGUAUCAGCUGGUGGAAGCACUGAGAUGCCAAAAUGCAUCGCAGUUUGUGGAAAGCCUGAAACAUUCAGUGGAGCUAUAGGCAGAAUUUGGGGAGGUGUGGCUGCUAAACCUGGAGAAAUACCUUGGCAACUUUUUAUUGAAAAUCCCAGAGGAGCAGCGUCCUUGAUAAAUGAACGCUGGGCUGUUACAGCAGCUCAUGUUGUGGAUGGGGUUUCAGAAACCUCUUUGCAGCUCUUAGGUGGACUGAUAGAUGUAAAUACUGAGAGGUCAAAUGCUGUUAACAUAGAAAGUGAGAAGAUCAUAAUUCAUCCUGGCUACAGGAAGGGGAUUCAGUCUGCUCAAACCAAUUAUGACAAUGAUAUUGCUCUGAUAAAAUUUACUUCCAGAGUGAACUUUAGCCCAAACCUCCUUCCCAUCUGUCUCCCAGAGGUAAACCAAGGUGUUUCGGAAGAUGAACAAGGUACAGUGUCAGGCUGGGGGUUCACAGAAGACAGGAGAGUGUCAUCAUCUUUAAAAUAUGCUCAUAUUGCAGCCUACUCCCUCAGAGAAUGUCAGAGAACGCCAGUGUUGCCAUCUCGACGAAUAGCUGCGACUUUUACAAAUAACAUGUUCUGUGCUGGAGCUCAAGGGACGGAUAGUUGCAGAGGAGACAGUGGGGGUCCUUUUGUUUCACCUGUGUUGUCUGGGAGCAGAGGGCCUUAUUAUCUGACUGGCAUUGUGUCCUGGGGAUCCCCCUGUCGACAAGAGCGCAACAAGGGUUAUUACACCAAGGUUGGGAAUUAUGUGGAGUGGAUUAAGGAGACAAUGGAGAUGGAAGACAAAUCUUAGAAAGAGAAAGAAUGACAAAGAAAACACUUUGCUAUUAACUCCAAUAAUUAAAUCUGAUUGAAGCCUACAAAGUAAUAAUGCUCAUGAAAAUAAACAGCUUGUAAUCAAAUGCACCAACAUUAAUAACUCAGUGACAAAAACAAGUCAUGUCCACACAUUUCAUCUUUGUAUUAAAGAAAAUGUUUGCAAAU
Messenger RNA from Mugil cephalus (flathead mullet), 2388 nucleotides. RefSeq names its product complement C1s subcomponent-like. The coding region runs from base 149 to 2197 and encodes 682 amino acids. Gene Ontology annotation, cellular component: extracellular region. NCBI's taxonomy places the organism in Eukaryota, Metazoa, Chordata, Actinopteri, Mugiliformes, Mugilidae. The transcript is spliced from 11 exons. The record is from RefSeq and is a predicted model, not a curated record. Gene Ontology annotation, biological process: complement activation; proteolysis. Gene Ontology annotation, molecular function: calcium ion binding; serine-type endopeptidase activity.